AGUGGGUGGCAACUGAACCGAUUAAGCAUCCAUUAGAGAGAACCGAUCGCGAUAGAAACGGGUUUCGUAGAGUGUCGAUUGCUGUGAACAAGAUUUUCUGGAUUUCGAAAAAUCGGAGAGGAUUAUCAUAAGUAAAAUCGGUUUGUUAUUAUCCAUUUAUUAUUAUGUUGCAGAGACCCCGUAGAAGGUGUGAAGGCACAGCCAUGGGUGUCAUCGUUCUUGAUCUUCGUCCCGGACUCGGAAUUGGUCCUUUUUCUCUCGGAAUGCCUAUAUGCGAAGCAUUUGCACAGAUAGAACAACAACCCAACAUCUAUGAUGUCGUUCAUGUCAAGUACUUUGAUGAGGAUCCAUUAAAGCUGGAUGUUGUAAUAAGCUUUCCAGAUCAUGGCUUUCAUCUUCGUUUUGAUCCAUGGUCUCAGAGGCUUCGUCUCAUUGAGAUUUUUGAUGUCAAAAGGCUUCAAAUGCGCUAUGCAACAUCACUCAUCGGAGGUCCAUCAACUCCAGCUACUUUUGUAGCUGUUUAUGCUGUAUUCGGGCCAACAUUUCCUGGAAUAUAUGACAAAGAAAGAGGCGUCUACACUCUUUUCUAUCCUGGCCUAUCAUUUGCUUUUCCAAUUCCCUCUCAGUAUACAGACUGUUGCCAUAAUGGAGAAGCUGAAUUACCCUUGGAAUUUCCCGAUGGAACUACUCCAGUGACAUGUCGUGUAUGCAUAUAUGACAGCUCAGCAGAUAGUAAAGUUGGUGUAGGAUCAUUGAUGAAUAAAGCUUCUGCCCCUUUACUUCCUAAUGGUAGCCUCUACAUGGAAGAAGUCCAUGUUAAGCUAGGUGAAGAAUUAUGGUUUACAGUAGGUGGACAGCAUAUCCCUUUUGGUGCUUCCCCACAAGACAUUUGGACUGAAUUAGGUCGACCAGAUGGAAUUCAUCAAAAACAGGUUGAUCAAAUGGUAAUUCAUUCUGCUUCAGAACUACGCCCUAAAACAACUCUUUGUGGAGAUUACUUUUACAAUUACUUUGCUCGUGGAUUUGACAUAUUAUUUGAUGGCCAGACUCAUAAGAUUAAAAAGUUUGUGCUACAUACAAACUAUCCAGGACAUGCGGACUUUAAUUCAUACAUAAAGUGCAAUUUUGUCAUCCAUGCUACAGAGUUUGAUGGUGCUUUUCAUCAAGAUAUGAGUUCCCCAAAAAGUAGUAGGAUUACACCUGGCACGAAAUGGGAUCAAGUCAAGGAAAUUCUUGGAGAUUGUGGAAGAGCUGCUAUUCAAACACAAGGCUCUACAAGCAAUCCUUUUGGGUCUACUUUUGUGUAUGGCUAUCAAAAUGUUGCUUUUGAGGUUAUGAAGAACGGGUAUAUUGCUACUGUGACUCUUUUCCAGUCAUUCUAACUUCUUUAUGAAUGAAGUGGAUAUAUGUGUUGUACAGAUGUAAGAAGCAGUGUUACCUUUUUAUGUUUGAUAAAAGGGAGAAAGUUGUUAGAACAUGAAGUUGAAAAAUGUACAGUGUAUAAUUUGGAGAUUUGACAUUUGUGUCACAUUAUUGUGUGAUUUCUGCCUCUCUAAAAAAGAAAAAAGAAAAAAGAAAACAAAGUGAUGAUUGUAAAGGGUGUUUUUUUGCACCAGACUUUCUUGU
Molecule: messenger RNA, 1626 nt
Organism: Lactuca virosa
Lineage: Eukaryota; Viridiplantae; Streptophyta; Magnoliopsida; Asterales; Asteraceae
Source: the annotation of a GenBank genome assembly